AUGGCGUGUGACGCAGGCAAAUCCGGCAAGGUCACUCGCGCCUGUGUGAACGGGGAAUGGGGUCCUGUGCAAGACAACUGCGUUGAGGCUUUUUGCCCCGAAACACGCGAAGACGUGAUCACCUGGCCGCGAACUCCGAUCGGCUCGUCUGCCAGUCCGUCCUGCCCCAUCGGAAUGACGGGCUCGGUGAGUCGUCAGUGCCAGCAAGACGGCACGUGGAGCGCCACGGAGGGUUUCUGCGACGGAACGCGGUGUGAUGCGACGGGCGAGUGGCCGCAGGGCGCAGGGAACUACGACUACUCGCUGCCCUGCCCGAACGGCAAGCAAGGCCAGCGGAUCCGCGCGUGUCUGCCGUCGGGUGAAUGGUCGGAAGUGUUUGACCAGUGCGAGACGGUGCAGUGCCCCGCGAAUUUGUAUCAAGGCCACUUCUAUGAGGUCACCCAGGCCGGAGAAACCUGCGAACUGAGCUGCGGGGAAGGGUAUCAGGGGUCGAUUCGACGAGCCUGCUCGGCGACAGGGACGUGGGAAGAGCCGGUGAAUGAGUGCGUGCAGAUAAUGUGUCUGAGACAAGUGUUCGAGCUGCCCAGCGGAUCGUACAAUGUGAGCGCCUCCGCGCCCAACUCGACGCCCGAAUUGCCGUGCAAUAGCGGCUACGAAGGCACCGUGACCUUCACCUGCACGUCCUCCCUCACCUGGGACGAGCCGCUGGAGCGCUGCCGUGCGAUGUGGAGGGACGGCCUGACCGAUAGAGCAGACCGGCUGCGGAGCCACGGUGAUUACCGGCGUCGAGGUCGACGAGACGCCCUUCGGAGAGACGGUGGAGGCGAUCUGCCCGGAGGGCUGGAUGGGCGAGUUCAACGCCACGUGCAGUCUGCGUGGCGAGUGGGAGAUCAUCUCUCCGUGCGAGCGAAUCCAGUGCGCGGCGUCGGAGGUUGGCUCGUACAGCUGGCCGCAGACCAACGCAGGCGAGACGGCGUCGCUGUCGUGCGCGGUGAAGGACCCCAAUCUGGAGGGAAGCAUCACGCUGCUGUGCAAUCUGGAGGGCGAGUGGGAAGGAACGCCGCAGGAAGACUGCUCGGAGAAGCAGGGCGGCGUGGAGCCGGGCACGUUUUCCUACGCGAACGCGAUCAUUACGACGAUGAAGCAUCAGCCGAUCGAGUCGCGCAUGCCGACGAUCGCCGAGGGCACGUACAGCUUCGUAGCGAAGCCGUUUUUACCCGCUGGAAUCAAGCUGGACGCGAAGACGGGAGAGAUUAGCGGCACGCCGGUGGUGGAAGUAACGAAGGAAACGACGUACACGAUCAAUGCGAGCAGCGGAACGAGCGAGCUCUCGGCCACGGUCCGCAUCAUGGUGAAUAGCAAUGUGUGCAAUAACGCGGAUGGAGAGCCCGUGAUGUAUGCGGGCCAGACGCGGACGGAGAAGUGCGACUUUUUGGGAAAUAAGAAAACGGAGUGCAAGCUGGAUGACAGCGCGUUGGCUGUGGUUUUGCAGACGGAUGAUGGUCAGUGCACUACAUUCAUUCUUGUUUUUGUUAUUGUGAUCGUUGUUAU
Molecule: messenger RNA, 1551 nt
Organism: Blastocystis hominis
Lineage: Eukaryota; Bigyra; Opalinata; Blastocystidae
Exons: 7
Coding region: 1-1257 (418 amino acids)
Cellular component (GO): membrane
Molecular function (GO): G protein-coupled receptor activity
Source: RefSeq, a predicted model, not a curated record